Molecule: messenger RNA, 6732 nt
Organism: Cherax quadricarinatus
Lineage: Eukaryota; Metazoa; Arthropoda; Malacostraca; Decapoda; Parastacidae
Source: RefSeq, a predicted model, not a curated record
AUGGGCGACUCUGGCAAGCGACUCAAAGACACUUCUGCUGGACGUCACUGGGCUGUCACGCCGGCGAGCAUGGAUACUUCUAUUGAAUUAUAUGAAGAAAUAGUGUUCUGUGCAGCAAAGUAUGUCUUAAAACAGCAUCAACAGCCUGAGUUAAUGAGUUAUCAAUUGCAAAUAUUUGUUGAGCUGUUUUGUGAGGGCUAUAUUGACAUGCAAACUGCUAGCAGCAACAGUCUUGUUGACCACGUGAUCAACGUGGAGGCUUGGCUUCAGAACGGGCUGGGAAGGGAAGAAGGACCCUGGAAACCAGUCACAGGUAUUUCACAGAGUUUUACACAGGAGACGAGAGAGAAGAGUCGCGACACAGAAGAACUUCUGGAUAGAAGCUGCUUGACUGCUGGAGCUAGUGUGGAAGUUACAGGUUACGGUGUGGAGGUAACAGGUUACUGUGUGGAGGCUACAGGUUACUGUGUGGAGGUUACAAGUUACUGUGUGGAAGUUACAGGUUACUGUGUGGAAGUUACAGGUUACUGUGUGGAAGUUGAAGGAUACUGUGUGGAAGUUACAGGUUACUGUGUGGAAGUUACAGGUUACUGUGUGGAAGUUACAGGUUACUGUGUGGAAGUUACAGGUUACUGUGUGGAAGUUACAGGAUACUGUGUGGAAGUUACAGGUUACUGUGUGGAAGUUACAGGUUACUGUGUGGAGGUUACAGGAUACAGUGUGGAAGUUACAGGUUACUGUGUGGAGGUUACAGGAUACAGUGUGGAAGCUACAGGUUACUGUGUGGAGGUUACAGGUUACUGUGUGGAGGUUGCAGGAUACAGUGUGGAAGUUGCAGGUUACUGUAUGGAGGUUACAGGAUACAGUGUGGAAGUUACAGGUUACUGUGUGGAGGUUACAGGAUACAGUGUGGAAGUUACAGGUUACUGUGUGGAAGUUACAGGUUACUGUGUGGAGGUUACAGGAUACAGUGUGGAAGUUACAGGUUACUGUGUGGAGGUUACAGGAUACAGUGUGGAAGUUACAGGUUACUGUGUGGAGGUUACAGGAUACAGUGUGGAAGUUACAGGUUACUGUGUGGAGGUUACAGGAUACAGUGUGAAAGUUACAGGUUACAGUGUGGAGGCUACAGGAUACAGUGUGGAAGUUACAGGUUUUCUGUGUGCAGGAUACAGUCUGGAAGUUACAGGUUACUGUGUGGAGGUUACAGGAUACAGUGUGGAAGUUACAGGUUACUGUGUGGAGGUUACAGGAUACAGUGUGGAAGUUACAGGUUACUGUGUGGAGGUUACAGGAUACAGUGUGAAAGUUACAGGUUACAGUGUGGAGGCUACAGGAUACAGUGUGGAAGUUACAGGUUACUGUGUGGAGGUUACAGGAUACAGUGUGGAAGUUACAGGAUACAGUGUGGAAGUUACAGGUUACUGUGUGGAGGUUAUAGGAUGCAGUGUGGAAGUUACAGGUUACUGUGUGGAGGUUACAGGAUACAGUGUGGAAGUUACAGGUUACUGUGUGGAGGUUACAGGAUACAGUGUGGAAGUUACAGGUUACUGUGUGGAGGUUACAGGAUACAGUGUGGAAGUUACAGGUUACUGUGUGGAGGUUACAGGAUACAGUGUGGAAGUUACAAGUUACUGUGUGGAGGUUACAGGAUACAGUGUGAAAGUUACAGGUUACAGUGUGGAGGUUACAGGAUACAGUGUGGAAGUUACAGGUUACUGUGUGGAGGUUACAGGAUGCAGUGUGGAAGGUACAGGCUACUGUGUGGAGGGUACAGGAUACAGUGUGGAAGUUACAGGUUACUGUGUGGAGGUUACAGGAUGCAGUGUGGAAGUUACAGUUUACUGUGUGGAGGUUACAGGAUACAGUGUGGAAGUUACAGGUUACAGUGUGGAGGGUACAGGAUACAGUGUGGAAGUUACAGGUUACAGUGUAGAGGUUACAGGUUACAGUGUGAAGGUUUCAGGUUACAGUGUGGAGGUUACAGGAUACAGUGUGGAAGUUACAGGUUACAGUGAGGAGGUUACAGGUUACAGUGUGGAGGUUACAGGUUACAGUGUGGAGGUUACAGGAUAUAGUGUAGAGGUUACAGGAUAUGGUGUUGAGAUUACAGGAUAUAGUGUAGAGGUUACAGGUUACAGUGUGAAGGUCAUUCCUACAGGUCUUUCCUACUUCUCGCACUUGCUGGACCACUACGUGGUCCUGGAUGCCAAGGAAGACCAGCAAAAUGUAGAUGUAGCGCACACAGACUUUGCAAAAGCCCUCGACAAGUGCGACCAAGCCUCCUUCUUCGGCGCCUCCUACGUGUCGCUGCCCCUGCAGGAAGCUCGCAGCGCCACGGAGAUCUCACUGCGCCUUAAAACGCAUCGUGCAGACGCGCUCCUACUGUUGGCUGCUGGCAACACUGACUACUGCCUGGUUGUACUGGAGGCAGGAGCGCUCAGGGUGCGGAUCAACUUGGGAGCUGGCGAGUCUGAGUUGUCCUCUCCUCCGGGGCUGCGUCUUGAUGAUCUCUUCUGGCACGAGGUCAAGAUCUCCCGCAAUACGGCAGAGAUGAUCCUCACCAUUGACAACAUCCACACUACCAGAAUCACGCUCCCUGGGCGGUUCCACGAGCUUAACAUCCACUACGGUGUCUUCCUAGGAGGAAUGGGUGACUUUAAAGAGGUCUUCCUUGGACUUCUUGACGACUUCCGCGGCUGUAUGGACCAGGUGCUCUACAAUGGGAUUGAGAUCCUGCGGGAGGCCCAGAUGGACCCAAAAUCCUCCAAGGUGUAUGGCGUUGAGUGGGAGUGCUCGAGCGAGUUCGACGCCACCAAAGACGUGGCUAUCAGCUUCAUCAGGCCCGGGGCUUAUGUGGCCUUCCAGGACUCAUACCCCAGGACUGGAGGAUCUAUCAAAAUGGAGAUCAAGACGCAGUCACAACACGCAUUACUUUUCUACAACACCGGACCGCCUUCCAGGUCAGACUUCAUCGCUCUAGAGAUUUACGAGGGCCACCUCAGACUGAUCCUCGACAAAGGCAACGGUGCUACCGGUCUCAAUAGUUCCAUCUACAUCAGUGACGGCGUGUGGCACAAGGUAGAGGCUCACUUCAAGUCUGCCUACAUGGAACUUAACGUUGACGAUCACAUUGAGGACCAGCCAACCCAUGUAGGCGAGAACAAGUUCUUUGACCUCUCUGGUUAUCUCUUCAUAGGGGGAGUAGAGGUAAAUAAACAAGCCAGAGCUGUCAGCCAGGGAGCCAAGAAUGGUGACAAGAGCCUCGAGGGAUGUAUCCAGAACGUAAGUGUAGGGGACAAGAGCUUGAGCAUAAAGGACGCCCAGGUGACCCUGGGCAUCAAGGCAGAGUGCCAGUGGGCAUACCCAUGCCUCAAGAAUCCCUGUGUCGACGGCAGCCGGUGUAUUCAGGAAGGCACUGACGGCUUCAAGUGUGAGUGUGAGCUAGCACUGUGUGUUCGUCAGAACUUCACCACAGCCUACAAGGUCUUCACCAAGACGACGCUGCCUUCUGAUCUUGAGGUUUUAAGCUUAACACCCAUGGAGGUGCAGGAGGGCGGGCAAGUACUCAUCACCUCCAACCACCUCAACCUUGUACUAGACUACCAAAAGUACGGUGUCCGGGAGUCAGGUGUGUUGUUCCACGUGAUCACGCGCCCCUCCAGAGGUCGUCUUGACGUACACAUCUGGCGUCGACCUGAGGAGAACAUCUUCACCUUGCUAGACCUCAACAACGACCGCGUCACUUACGUCCACGAUGGCUCAGAGACAACCGAGGACUCCAUCGUCCUGGAGCUAGAGCUGGUGACUCGCUCCGGCUACAUCCUGCCCUCCUAUCUCCAGUCGCGUCACCGCUUCGUAUUGCCGGUGCGAGUCAUAGCCAGGAACGACGCUCCAGUGCUUCAGCUCUCACCAGGGAAGGUGCUAAGACUGGCUGCCGGCACUACCAAAACCCUCACGCCUGAGAUCAUCACGGUCGUCGACAGCGACAGCUCUCCUAGCAAGCUCAGAAUAACAGUUCUUAACUUGAAGGAUCGUGAAGGUGGUUACAUCGAGAACUCAAAGUCCCCUGGGAACUCUAUCCACGUCUUCACGCAAGAGGAACUUAACCAAGGAGUUAUCUCAUAUACUCACCGUGGAGAAGCCAACACCAAAAUCGCUCUCAAGGUUUCAGACGGCAUCGAAACUGGAGAGCCAACUAUACUAAGAGUGGCGGCAUUUGGCCUACAAGUAUACUUGGUCAACAACACAGGUUUGAGCAUCACUCAUGGCAGCUGGGCCUUCAUCACUCCCAAGAACCUUUCUUGUACCACCAAUGCUCCUGAUCAAGACCUAGAAAUUCACUUUGAUAUCACGAGUUCACCAGUUUUCGGCGUCGUCCAACUAUUGCUAAACAACGGACUUUGGCAAAAUGUAAACCAGUUCAGUAGUUCGCAGCUAGACAAGGACAUGAUCCGUUACAAACAUGUCUCUAAGGAACCCAGUGAAGACGAAUUCAAAUUUAAGAUAACUUCAGGCCAACAUAUGUUUCCAACGGAAUACACUUUUGGAAUAUCUUUUGUGUCAGUUACAAUUGAUGUUAUCAGAAAUGCAGAACUACUUAUAGACAGAAUCCAGGAGAGUUUCAUCUCUGAAGGAUUUCUUCAGAGUGAAACCAAACCAGAUCUUACCCCUGGAAAAGACAUCAUUUAUAAGAUUAUGUCCCCUCCGUUAUAUGGGUCUAUCUUCUUGAGCUCCGGAGACCUGACACAGCAUAAAGAAUUAGCUAAUGGUUCUACGUUCAGCCAGGAAGACAUUGCCAAAGGAAGAAUCAAAUACAAACUUCAUCGUAAGAGCUAUUCAUCACUUAGUGAUUCUUUUCAGUUUCAAGUUUCUAGCAAUGGCCGUUCUAGCGACAUUCGCACCUUUAGCAUACGACACAACCCCCCUCCGGUGGACGCCAAUAUUGUAGUUGAGCAUUUAGAUGUUCAGGAGGGCUCCAGAGAGAAAAUUACCUCUAAAUAUUUGAACAUAGAAGUCCGAGGCAUAAAGCAUAUAGUGUUCAAUGUUACAUCUAGCCCCAAGCAUGGCUCGAUUAACGUAAUAGACGAGUCGAUGAUCCUCCCAGACAGAAUAAACACCUCCACUUUCACAUCCCAAGAGAUUAAGUCUGGGUUAGUAUUUUAUCAACAUGAUGAUUCAGAAACAAAUAAGGAUCGCUUUCAUUUUGUAGCUUUAGCAGAAGAUCCAGAAGUGGAUUUUCAAUAUGUGGGGAUUAUGCACUUUAGAAUCAUCAUGAUCAACGAUAAUCACCCAGUUAGGGUUAUGGAAAAGGUAUUCAAUGUUGUUACUGGAAGUGAAAGAGUUGUUACUUCCAGUGAUCUUUUGUAUAUUGACCCAGAUCUUGAUACUCCGUCAUCACAAAUCCAAUACACCAGACGGAAAAUCCCUAAUGGAGAUAUUUUCCAUGUGGAGGAUAGAUCCGAACCUGUUUAUCUCUUUACACAAGAAGAUAUUGACCGAAGGCUUAUUGUUUUUCGCCACGACGGUCCUCCUUACGGCAAAGCUGUGAUAUCUGUUACAGAUGGAGAUUUGUCUUCUACAGGUAUCCUGGAAAUUGUCGCAUCUGACCCUUUCAUCGAAAUCGUCAAUAAUAGCGGCAUCAUUGUACCACGAGGCCAGGAGGCUGUUAUCUCAAACUACAACCUUAGUGUGGAGACUAACAUGAAUGCCUGGGGAUCGGCCAUCGUAUUCCAUGUCACCACUGCACCUCGACAUGGCCGCUUGACUGUGUCUGGUCAGUUCGUUGCCAAGUUUCAGUUCACAGAGGCCGACCUGCAGAGCGGGACUCUCAAGUAUGUCAACAAAGGAGAAGCCAGUUUUAGGGAUGAGUUCCACUUCCAGGCCAGAAUCAGUGAUACCACCAUAGACGGCAUCUUCGAAGUGAAGGUAAGAAUCCAUCUAAUAGAUUAUUUGCUUCAUCAAUCAGUUGCAGAGAUAAAUCACAAUCUGGAGACAGUAGAUGAAGUGGAAAGCUAUCAAGCCCAACGAACUGUGUUUAUGGCCAAAAUUAACAGUUCCAUGAGAGAAAACUCAGUGGGGGAACUUAUUGCAAACUUUAAUCAAGAGAAUUCUGAAUUUAAGGUUGUCCAAGCAUAUAAAUUCUCUAAACUUGCCAGCAACCAGGUAACAUUCAAGUUAAUGCUUGAGACACCUGAAGCAGCCAAACUCUAUGUGCAUGACGGAUCAGAACACCUACAGGACACGUUCAGUAUUGUGGCAGUGUCUGGGGUGCGCCAGAGUGUUCCAGCGCUGGUCAGUGUGUCUGUACGGGGCAUCAACGACGAAGCACCCUUUGUCAUCAACAACACUGGUCUCACCAUUUGGGAAGGCAACACAUUGUUUAUCUCCUCCUCUAACUUAGCUGUGUUUGACCUAGACACACCUCCAGAGAAUUUGAGCAUCACCGUAACCACCCCAGACACUGGAUACCUGGCGAUUUCAUCAAACAUUACCCACCCUGUGUCAGCGUUCACCCAAGCUCAGGUCAAUGAGGGAAAUGUCUUCUUCAUCCAUACAGGUGAGUGUGCCUGGCUGCAUGCUGCAUCAUUAUCUCUGUACUGACCUCGUACUUGAGGUGCCAUGGUUAGCAGUGUUUCUUGACCUCUUAUUCAUCUAAUAUUUCCUUUCCAAUUGAUUAGCCUAGUCUGAGACCUGGCCACAAGUGUGAUGACCCCAGAAACUUUUUAUAAG